Molecule: messenger RNA, 1266 nt
Organism: Cornus florida
Lineage: Eukaryota; Viridiplantae; Streptophyta; Magnoliopsida; Cornales; Cornaceae
Exons: 4
Coding region: 1-1266 (421 amino acids)
Source: RefSeq, a predicted model, not a curated record
AUGGCGAAUGAAGCUUCACAAAGUAUAAGCCUAAAGGUGCUGGUGGAGAAAAAGAGAAAUCUUUUUGUUUUUGCAGAGUCAAGUAAUGAUUUUGUUGAUGUUCUCUUUAGCUUCAUGACUAUGCCUAUUGGAUCCAUUAUUACACUUGCUCACGAACACUCAAUAGAAGUGGACCUUGGUUGUUUGAACGACUUGUAUGAAAGUGUUGAGGAUCUUGAUGAGGCACGUCAUGUGUGGUGCAAGGACUUGCUGCUUCGUCCUCGAAAUGCAGCUAAAUUGUACUGCAGGUAUUUAAAACUGAAUUUUGUUGAUGGUGAUAUUGAGUACCAUACUUGCAGUGACCGUCAUCAUUUCAGUCCUUACUCUGACGCUCUCUACCAUUGUGGAGGGUUCAUGUCUCGUUCGUGGAUUAUGAAUAAAAGUAUGUCUGCACAACAAGAUGGGGGAGUGUUUGUGAAACCUGCCGCAAGGUUUCUUAUAACUGAUGACUUUCAUGUAAAGCCAAUAUCCACUGUGACUGGCUUAUCCCUGCUUAGUAAGUUUGGAGCUAUGGAUAAAAGCAUAAGAGAAGAAAGUAGUAUAAGCAUGGGAAGGGACAAGAUUUUGAAAUUGCUUAUUUGUUCAUUAACAUCAAGGACGCCUUUCUCGAAGACCAUUUUGGAACUAGCCAUUGACAAAAGCAAUGUUGACAUUUGCCCCGAAAACUAUGAAGCAAAAGAAGAUUUUGUUGAUCUUAUUGGCAGUUUCCUCACAUUUCCACUUGGUUGUGUUUUCAAGGAAUUUCCAUGUUUGUCCUUAAGGGGAUGCUUAGGUAAUCUAUACAAGAGCAUCCAAGAUUCUGAUGUUGGGGAAUUCUUGGAAUCUGAGGAGAUGAAGGCAAUUUUGGUCAAUCCAAAGCUUGCGCGAGGUUUUGCUUUGAAUAAGCAGCUCAUUCCUAUCGAGCAAGUUCCAUGGUCAUCUUACUCUUUUAUUAAUUCCUUACCGGGUUUCGUUCCCAAGGUGAAUGAAAGAAUAAUUGGCAAGGGAUUCUUUAGGGGGCCUUCCAUGUUCUUGGUGACAGAUGAUUUGAGAAUAACACUUUUAUCUCUAUUCUCAGACAUGUCUCUUCUCGACAGAUUGAAUAUUCCUCACAGUGACAUGUUAGAGCAAGAAGUGACCAUGGGUGAGGAAGAGGCUUUGCGUAUGUUGGAGGCUGCUUUGGUGUCGAAAACUGCUUUGACUGAUGCUUUCAUACUUAAAAAAAGAAUCAAAGCUGAAACUCAAUGA